Molecule: messenger RNA, 708 nt
Organism: Oldenlandia corymbosa var. corymbosa
Lineage: Eukaryota; Viridiplantae; Streptophyta; Magnoliopsida; Gentianales; Rubiaceae
Source: the annotation of a GenBank genome assembly
AUGGCGGUAUCAGGGGAUUUGAGAGUCACCGCAUCUCUUGGCCCACAUUCAAUCAACCCUCUUCCCCGCUGUUCGUUUCCACCCUCGAAGGUAGAAUUUGGUUCUUUCCAUUACGGUGGUGGAUCGACAGUGUUUGAGGCAACACCUAAAUUGUCUCGUGCAGCAGUUGACGGCCACAAUUUUCGUUGCCAUGCCAAACGAACUCUUGGGAUCUUUGGAGAAAACAAGCAGUCUUCAAGUGCCGUAAGCCAGGAACUUGAUUACUUUCUACAUAAUGCCAUAAACAUGAACUUUUUCGAGCGGUUGAGUCUGGCUUGGAAGAUAGUAUUUCCUUCUCCUGCCACAAGAAGGAACUCCAACGCAAACAUUGCCAAGCAACGGUUGAAGAUGAUCCUCUUCUCUGAUCGAUGUGCUGUGAGUGAUGAGGCAAAGCAGAAAAUAGUUAGUAACAUUGUAACUGCCUUAUCCGAUUUCGUGGAGAUAGAAUCACAGGACAAGGUUCAACUGAGUGUGUCAACAGAUCCAGACCUUGGGACUAUCUACUCAGUCACAGUGCCUGUUAGGCGUGUCAGACCUGAAUAUCAAGAGGAUGAUCCCACCGGGCAAAUUCUGAAUGUUGAGUACAAAGACAACGGCGAAAGUUCUGGUUCAGUUGAUGUCAAAUUCGACUUCUACAUCCCUGAAAAGUUCAAUGAUUUUAGUGUGUGA